Molecule: messenger RNA, 2649 nt
Organism: Naumovozyma dairenensis CBS 421
Lineage: Eukaryota; Fungi; Ascomycota; Saccharomycetes; Saccharomycetales; Saccharomycetaceae
Gene: KHA1
Product: Kha1p
Exons: 1
Coding region: 1-2649 (882 amino acids)
Biological process (GO): proton transmembrane transport
Cellular component (GO): membrane
Molecular function (GO): monoatomic cation transmembrane transporter activity; antiporter activity
Source: RefSeq, a predicted model, not a curated record
AUGGCUGCUAUAGGUGGUGUUUUAUCCGGAGUUAAUCCGUUCACUUACAAUGAAAGUUCACCUUUAACCCUUUUCUUAUUCCAAACAUGUUUGAUCUUAGCAACAUGUAAUCUGGUAAAUAUACCAUUUUCCAAAAUUAGACAACCAAAAGUCAUAUCAGAAGUUAUCGCAGGUGUCAUAUUGGGGCCUACUGUCUUUGGUCAAAUACCAAAUUACACCCAGACAGUUUUCCCACAAUCAUCUAUUGCCGGUUUGAAUUUAGUAGCCAACCUAGGAAUAAUCCUUUUUAUGUUCUUCCUUGGGCUAGAAGUUGAUACAGAAUUUAUAAAGAAACAUUUGAAAACAGCUUUAUCCAUCGGUAUCAUAACAUUGGCAGUCCCAUUCGGGUUUGGCUGUAUCCUAGCAAUCCCCUUAUUCCACGUUUAUGCUAAUCAAGCAGACUCUCCAAGAAUAAUCAAAUUCACUGUAUUUAUGGUUUUCAUAGCUGUCUCCCUAGCGGUAACAGCUUUCCCAGUCUUAUGCCGUAUCUUAAAUGAAUUACGUCUAAUUAAAGACAGAGCAGGUACCAUCGUUCUCGGUGCAGGUAUAAUAAAUGAUAUCCUUGGUUGGGUUCUCUUGGCGCUAAGUGUCAUUCUUUCUAAUUCAGAUUCAGAUCCAAUAAACACAGUAUACAUUUUACUUUGUACAUUUGGAUGGUUCCUUGUGUAUUUCUAUCCAUUAAAAUACGGUUUGAAAUGGGCACUCAUAAAGACUCAUGAGUUAGAUAGAACAAAACCUUCCACUUUUGCAACCAUGUCAGUAUUAUUUAUCAUGUUCAUAUCUGCUUAUUUUACAGAUAUUAUUGGAGUACAUGCCAUUUUUGGGGCUUUCAUAGCUGGGUUAGUGGUUCCAAGAGAAAAUAAUUAUGUCGUUAAACUUACUGAAAGAAUGGAAGAUAUACCAAAUAUUGUCUUUAUACCAAUUUAUUUCGCAGUCGCUGGUUUGAACGUUGAUUUGACUCUAUUAAAUGAAAGAAGGGAUUGGGGAUAUGUAUUCGCAACCAUUGGAAUUGCCAUCUCUACAAAAGUGGUCUCAGGGGCAAUAAUGGGUAAAAUUCAUGGAUUAUUCUGGAGAGAAGCUACAGCAGUCGGUGUAUUAAUGUCUUGUAAGGGUAUCGUAGAAAUUGUCGUGUUGACUGUGGGUUUGAAUGCAGGGAUUAUUAGUAAAAAAAUAUUUGCCAUAUUCAUAUUGAUGGCUUUAGUAUCAACGUUUGUUACAACACCAUUGACAUUGCUCGUUUAUCCAGAUUCUUAUCGUCAAGAAAUUAAUCAAUAUUUACAAGAUAAAGAAGAUAAUAAAGAUAAUAAAGAACCUGAUAGCUUGGAAAUGACCACAGUAGAAGAGGAAACAAUUAGUUUAAAUUCACUUGAUGAUAUUAAACACUUCCAUUUCAGUGAAAUUAUUAAUGUCAUCAAUACAUUGGAAUCUAUACCGACAUCAUUAGAAAUAUUGAACUAUCUUUUGUCAGGAAAGUUACCCUCUAAGACAAGAAAUAAGACACCAACACCUGGGAAACUCCGUCCAGCCAGUGUCAUAUCAAAUUCUUCCACAAUAAAAUCAAAUCAUAGGAUGAAAAAGAUGGUGAAGUUAUGGUCAAAAAAUAUAGAUGAAACUGAGACUUCUUUACCAGUAAUUGGUGAAGAAGAAGAGCCUUGUGCGAUCGAAACGCAAACUCCUCUGAAAACUGUACAUCUUAGAUUAUUGACCGAAAGAACUACCGAUUUACUUCAAUCAUCAGCAAUUUAUAAUGAACCCACCCAUUUUACAGCAAAUACUGAUUCUGUCUUGCAGAUUUUCGAUAUUUUCUCAAGAUUAAGCAAUAUACAAUUUUCAAGUGAAGUUGUUUUUUCUACUAUGCGUGAGAAAGCAGUUAAUAUUCUUUCGAUGAGUAAAAGGAAUUCAGAUUUAAUAUUACUGCCAUUGAAAGGUGCAUCAUAUCAGGAUUCAUUAUUACAAGUGGAAGAAAAAUAUAAUAAUUUCGAACAUUUUUAUUCACAUUUAUUGGGCCUUAAUGAAUUAUCUUACAAUUUUUUUAAAAUUAUUGCCGGCCAUUUGAGUGCUCAUUCCGCAAUUUUAAUAUCUAAUUCUGGAGGAAGAUUGAACGUAGAUAGAUAUAAAAAGAAAGCUAUUAAUUUAUUAUUACCAGAUCCUAACUUGGCAUCUUCAGAUUUAUUAGCUGUAUACAUGUUGCUUUUGAUAUGCCAUACGGAAAAACAAAAUUCCUUUACAGGUGCAUCUACCAUUUUUGUUAAUUCUAAGAAUGUCGGAUUUGCUGAAACUUUAACAAAUACAUUCAAUGAGAAUGAAUUAUUCCAUGAAUCCGAUCUCGUCGUGAUACCGAUUGAUACAGAACAGAAAUCACAUAAUGAAGCAAAGGAACGAUCUUUUAUAGAAGCUGUAUUAUCAGAUGGGUUGACAGAUGCUGCAUUGUCUGAUUUGGAAGAAACUACAUUUAUUAUUCCAGAAAACUUCUUUUUCCAAGAUACUCCCUUCUCUUCCGAGACUAAAGAAACUAUUCUAGAAAGUGCAAAUAAAAGGUUUAAUGUGCUAAUCGUCCAUCAUUGCAAUAAUGAAAUUCUCACCAAGUCACCAACUAUAUCCAUAAUUUAA